CAACGGAGAGAGUAGUAAACGCUGGCCGUCAGAAGAGUUCGGUCUCAUACAGAUUGAGUUCGCUGUAGUCAUGCAGGCACACGAGCUGUUGAAGCAGCUGCGAAUCCCUGAGCUGUCUGAGGUGAGGGACUAUUUCCGCAGUCUCUCCACAAACACCCUCCUCGGCAUGGGCGCGUUCACAGCAGUCACGGCGUACUGGUUCGCCACCAGACCCAAAGCCCUCAAACCGCCCUGUGACCUGCGCAUGCAGUCAGUAGAGCUGCCGGGUGGAGAAUUUGCUCGUCGAGGAGUGGUUUUAAAUGGAGGCCCACUCUUGAGCCAUUUCUACGAGGAUGCCAAGACCAUUUACGAGUGCUUUCACAGGGGUCUGAGGGAGUCAAAAAACGGUCCCUGUCUGGGAUCCAGAAAACCAAAGCAGCCGUAUGAAUGGCUUUCAUACUCAGAGGUUUCCCUUCCUUUACAGAAUAUCGGCAAGGCUCAUCGACAGCAUCCUGUGCCCCCUCAGCCUGAUGACUUGGCUAUUAUUUGUUUUACAAGUGGAACCACAGGAAACCCUAAAGGAGCGAUGCUCACCCACAGAAACAUAGUGUCUAAUUCUUCUGCCUUCAUCUACGUCACAAAGUCCUCUUGCCCCAUUGGUCCUCAGGACGUGCACAUCUCCUACCUGCCCCUGGCACACAUGUUUGAGAGAGUCGUACAGGGUUUGAUUCUGGUGCACGGCGCGCGUAUCGGAUACUUCCAGGGUGACAUUCGAAUUCUGAUGGAUGACCUCACGACCCUGAAGCCCACCGUAUUUCCUGUGGUUCCUCGUCUGCUGAACCGCAUGUUUGACAAGAUCUACGGACAGGCCAACAGUUCCCUGAAGAGACACAUCCUGGAGUUUGCGUUCAGGAGGAAAGAGAACGAGAUGAAGAGCGGGAUCAUGAGGAGGGACAGUGUUUGGGACAAGAUCAUCUUCAAGAAAGUCCAGGCCAGUGUUGGAGGUCACGUUCGAAUGAUGUUGACUGGAGCGGCACCCAUUUCAGCACCUGUUCUCACCUUCCUGCGAGCUGCAUUGGGCUGCCAGUUUUACGAAGGAUAUGGUCAGACUGAAUGCACCGCCGGCAGCACAACUACACUACCAGGAGACUGGACUGCUGGUCAUGUUGGAGCUCCUCUGUCCUGUAAUGACAUCAAACUAGUGGAUGUGGCAGAGAUGAACUAUUAUGCCGCUAAAGGCGAGGGAGAGGUGUGUGUGAGGGGUCCCAAUGUUUUUAAGGGGUAUCUGAAAGACCCUGAGAAGACGAAGGAAGCUCUUGAUGAAGAUGGUUGGGUUCACACUGGAGACAUUGGCAAGUGGUUGCCGAAUGGCACUCUAAAGAUUGUGGACCGUAAGAAGCACAUUUUUAAGCUGGCUCAGGGUGAAUACAUCGCUCCAGAGAAGAUCGAGAACAUUUACAUCAGGAGUGAAGCUGUGGCGCAGACUUUCGUACAUGGAGACAGUCUGCAGGCCUGUCUGGUAGCCAUCAUUGUGCCUGAUCCAGACUUUCUGCCCGGCUGGGCCAAGAAGAGAGGCAUAGAGGGCUCAUAUGAAGAGCUGUGCAAAAAUAAGGAGGUGAAGAAAGCCAUUCUGGAGGAUAUUGUCAAACUGGGUAAAGAAAGUGGCCUGAAGUCUUUUGAACAGGUGAAGGACAUUGCUCUUCACACCGAGAUGUUCUCCAUCCAAAACGGCCUCCUGACGCCCACCCUGAAAGCCAAGCGCGCUGAUCUCAGGAACCACUUCAGGAAGCUGAUCGAUGAGCUUUACUCCAACAUCAAAAUGUAAACCAGAGGAAGAGCCUCAGAUAUUACAGAGUAACAGAGCUGACAUGGGUCCCAUGACUGAAUAGAGCUGGUCCAAAAUAAGAAACUUGACAGAGCUUGUUGUCAACUGACAUAGCAUCAGUUUUAUGUGCCUUUCAGAAUAAGAUUAUGUACUGUAGAUCAGCUGUUACUCGAAGCUUCAUCACUCAGCUUCAGCUUUAAAGAUUCCACCUCAGGAAAUCGUCCCUACAUUUUGACACCAUCAUUUUUACCUUUAACUAUUUUAAGAGAAAGGGAAGAGAAAUCCAAGAGCAAAAACAAACCUAAUGCUGUUAUUGAAGACAUAAUAAUGUUCCUCUUUAAUUUAAGCGUAAUUUUUUUUUCUAAUGAGAUUAUGUAGAUUAGGUGAUGAUGCUUAAAUUUGCUGACAAUUUAUUCAUCCUCACUCCCAAGUUG
Sinocyclocheilus grahami is the source of this 2238-nucleotide messenger RNA. RefSeq names its product long-chain-fatty-acid--CoA ligase 1-like. Bases 71 to 1804 code for a protein of 577 amino acids. Gene Ontology annotation, biological process: long-chain fatty acid metabolic process. Gene Ontology annotation, molecular function: long-chain fatty acid-CoA ligase activity. Gene Ontology annotation, cellular component: endoplasmic reticulum; membrane. The transcript has 18 exons. The record is from RefSeq and is a predicted model, not a curated record. NCBI's taxonomy places the organism in Eukaryota, Metazoa, Chordata, Actinopteri, Cypriniformes, Cyprinidae.